UUCUGGCCACUGGGAGCGCUCAGUGACAAAAAUGGUAGUGUUGGAUCAAUGAAAUUGUGAUAGUGUAGUAAAAACUAGAAUGGUGCACGUAAAUUAAAAUUGUGAAUUAAAUGAUAUUAAUUGUAGGCCAUGGGUAAGGAUCAGGAGUUAUUGGAAGCUGCACGUAAUGGAAACACUCCGGUCGUGGAAAAAAUUCUUAGCCAGCGAGCAAAAAGGAGUGGCCCUCUUGCAAGCCUGCGGAGAGGGCCCGGGGCCAAUGUGCAGGACAGUAGCGGCUACUCGGCCCUGCACCACGCGGCACUCAAUGGCCACAAAAACAUUGUGCAGCUGCUGCUGACCCACGAGGCCUCCACUAACAUCGUGGAUGUGAAGGGUUCCAGCCCACUACACCUAGCUGCCUGGACUGGCAAUGUAGACAUCGUCAGGUUGUUGCUCACCCAUGGCCCAUCAGUUCCUAACGUCAACCUCACUACCAAAGACCGGGAGACAGCCCUUCACUGCGCCGCCCAGUACGGACACACGGCAGUGGUCAGUCAGUUGUUGGAACACUCCUGUGAUCCGACAAUCCGCAACAGCCGACACGAGACCGCGCUGGACCUGGCUGCCCAGUAUGGAAGACUGGAGACUGUAGAACUGCUAGUCAGGACACACCCUGAGUUGCUACAACCCUACCUCAGCAACCAAGGCUCUAGUCCGCCCUUCACCUUCCCUCACACACCACUUCACCUCGCCUCCAGAAAUGGCCACAAGGCCGUGGUGGAGGUACUGCUCUCUGCAGGUAUGGACGUCAACGUCCGCACGGCCGCGGGGUCCGCGCUACACGAGGCCGCUCUCUGUGGCAAGACCGAAGUCGUCAGGACGCUGCUGGAACACGGCGUCGACCUCGGCAUCCGCGACGAACAACGAAACACUGUCACUGAUUUGCUCAAACAAUUCCCCACCCAUGUCGUCCAAGACAUCAUCACCAUUAUAUCAAGGUUCAGGGCGGUCCACGGUGACCAGUCUCUACCGCCCAUCCCUGUACCGUCUCUAGGCAGUCCCUACGAGAAUGUCAGAGUUCCUCCCAGCCACUCGCCCACACAGUGGGAUCGUCGGGUCUCCGCCUCGUCGGCGAUAUCGAUAGGCAGUGGCAAUGACGGACUAAGACACUACGGACUUUCCAAGUCUCUGAUGGACUCUCUGGAGGGCAGAGACCUGGACCAGAUGAGUGUUUCCUCCACAGCAUCCAGCACUGGUGGACCCUCCCCUAGAGACAUCUAUCUGCCCAUGGCGCCUUCCCAGCCCUCACCCACUGCCAAUAACAAAGUUUCUCCCACACCACCAAAGAAGCCUCCCCGGCGCAACCUGUCAGUGUCGCCAACUCACCUGAUGCCGCUCAUGUCUGUGUCUGCGGACCAUCAUCAGUCUCCCUCCGCCCAUGCCUACGAGUACCUGUUCCUGGCGAGGAGUGGUGUUCGCAGCCAUGGCGACCUGGACGAGAUGAUGGCGUGUGCAAAGCUGAGGCGAGGCGUAUCUGCUGAUCAGUACGUAGACAUGAAGCUGAGACGCAGUAUGGUGAGUGAAUCAGAUGACAAGUACGAGCCUGUCGCCAUCACAUCACUGUAUGAGAACAUGCCUGUGAGAACAACAAACCCUAGACGGAAACUGCGGAGGAUAACAGACAAGAGCUACGAGAACUGCGACCCUUCCGUCAUCCUGAGCAGAGGCGACCUGCCCUUCCGCAAGGUGGAAGCGUAUUCACCAGCCACAAGUGAUUCACCCAUCUUUGUAUCCAGUGCUUACAUCACAUUCAAGUCAUCACAAGAGAGUUUGCUCAACGGGGAUCACAAGAAGCCCCCGUCUAACUGUCCACUCAGUCCCACACACUACCAGCAGCCCCCCACACCUGAUCAUCCCCCGCCAUCAGCGCUGGAGGCAGAGCGCAGUAUCCACCAGCGGAUACGACCUCUUAGUCAGGAAUAUUGCAACAUGAUGAAGAGAAGAUCGCGAGACAUGGAGACGGAGACAGAUGAAGAGUUGCUGCUCCUGGUGUUUCCCGCCAAUACUCCAGCUGACCAUUCCAGCGGCAGUUUGUCCAGUAGCGUCAGUCUCAGUGACAAGAGCGUCUCUACAGAUAACAACCAGGUGGAGGAGUACAUCGGCGACGUCCCCUUCGCUGGUUUACUGAAGGGCUCCACUACCACUGAUGGUGUAGGCUCUGCCAGAGCUGAGAGACCCAAGACUCUGCGUCGCCUGAGGGCCGUGUAUGACCAAGGUCAGGGGUCAGCAGCCUCAGACAUGAAGCAGCGACCUCCCGAAGACCCGUCCUCGGGCCCCGGCUGCGGCGUGCUCAGCCCCUUCGACGAGCAGGAGGAGUGGGCCAAGAUAUCCGAGAUCAUGGCCAGCUUCGGCACCGGCCUCGUCAGAGAGUCGGUGUUUGUCACGGAGUUGGAGAAGGAGUUCCAGGCUAGACUAGGUGUUUCUGGCCUAAACAGAUCAGACAGUGGGGCCUCCAUAGUCAGCACAACGUCUACUGUGGCUCAGUGGUUGGCUGGGAUGGGACUGGCCGACUACGAGUCUCUCUUUACUAACUACGGUUACGACGAUCUCGACUUUAUUAACGGUGUGUUGGAAGACUCAGACCUGGUAGAUAUGGGAGUCAGUAAUGAGAAGGAGAGAGGCCAGAUUCUGGAGGCUGCGCGCAGUCUGGCAGCGAAGGUUGUGUCUGCGUACAGACCAUCCCCAUCACCUGCGCCCCCACCUAACAACAACAACAACGAGGAGAGCAACGGGGGCAACAGCGGGGACAAAACUGACUCUCAAUCUGAACCAGCACAGACAGUAGAAGACUGGUUGUCUCGCCUACACCUGCCGCAGUACGCCGACACAUUCUCUAGGCACCUGUAUACAGACAUGGAGCGAGUCAGGCGCAUCUGGGAGGUGGAGUUGACGGCUGUGCUGGAGAUCAGCAAGCCUGGUCACCGCAGGCGCAUCCUGGCGUCUCUACCUGCCUCAUCACGUCAGCCGCCAUCCAUGGACUCCAUCAACCAGGACCUCUCCAACCUGAAGAACAACAUUCACCAACUGAAGGAGGAGAUCAAGACAAAGUUGCCCUCCAACCAGAGCACCCCCGGAUCCACAGGGACAUUACGGCAUAGUCACAAGAAGAGCCGCCCAGCGCCCCCGCCUCCUCCACUGGGCGGAGGAGACCUGGAGAUACGAGAGCCUAGUCAGCUACUGGUGGGGGUCCCCGCUACACUCACUACACAAUGGCGACAUCAGCCACACUCACUGGUCACCGGACAUGUCACCUACCUGGCCAAGUAUUUGGGUUCAACCCUUGUGAAAGAACUGAGGGGAACCGAGUCUACAAAGAAGAGUAUUCAAAAGCUGAAGAAGUCGUCAUCAAGUGAUGACAAAGAGAAGGUCAUCCCAGAGAUCAUCUUGGCUAUUUCAUUCAGAGGAGUCAAGUUUCUCAACCCCAGCAACCAGGAGGUGAUCUGUGAACAUGACAUCCGUAACAUCCACUGCGCCUGUCAGGACGCUGAAGACCUCACACACUUUGCCUACAUCACCAAGGAUCACUCCAGCAAGUCACAUUUCUGCCACGUCUUCUGUGUCAACUCCAUGGAUCAAGCGACUGAGGUGAUUCUAACACUCGGUCAAGCGUUUGAAGUGGCCUACCAGAUGGCGUUGCGCGAGGGCUGCCGUGACUCCAGAGGCAACGGUCACACCAGGUCUCGUAGUGUCAACCAGAUCACGACCACCACACUGUCAGCGCCUGUGACAACUCAGCCUCAGACUAACUCACACUCACGUAGUCACUCGGUUAAUGAGAUCAAAGUGAACGGUAGCGUGACGCCCCCCACCACACCAGGUCGCGCACCUAUAGUGACGAGCGACGACGUGUAAGCCACCACUGGGCCACCAUUGGUUAAUUGUUGAACUAUGGUGAAACCUCUGUAGUAACAGGAAUAUGACGAUUAACUGAAUAUGGAUCUCAGAAAUUUCUUUAUAAUUACGACAGUUUGGGCAACUUUUUAAAUGUGUUUCUAUGCUGUGGGCAUUUUUAACGUUUUGUUGGGGAAUGGUCAAAAUCUUGGCCUUGUAACUAUCUAACAACGCCCUUUUGUUAGAUAGCAUCACUAAUUUAUAGCCCAGUGACAAAAAUGUCUUCUGGGUCCAAAAACAAUCUUGCUUGAAAUCAAACCAGUGACUUUCAGAUUUUACGUAUAUGUAUAUCUACUCGACUAGAUUUACAAUUAGAAUGAUUUCAGUAUAAAAUAACACAGUGUUAACAAGAAUUACACAUGAAUUUUCUUUUUUUUAUGAACAUAAUGCUUAUAACACGUCAUAUUAUUAAAAACUGUAGUGUGGCAUAAACCUACAAAAAAACUUGUUAAUAGUGCAUUUUGGAUGUAACGGAAAACAAAGAUUGAUGGUUAAUCGAGAUUCCACUGUACUUCUUUGGUUGACUAAACUAUUGCAAUUUUUUGUCAAGAAAGUUUUUGCCAUGGCUAGGUUAAAGGUGUCUUGGGGAUGCUUGACAUUUUGAGUGUAUUUUGGAUUUGAUUUGUUUGAUAUAUUACAUUUUGUUUGCAUUUAAUUGCAAGCUAAGAGCUAUAAGAGUACUUCAAUUAACCGUUAAGUGCACAAUCUGUUGUCUAAAUAAAAAUAAAAUUGUUAAAAACUAUUUAAGGGUUUGGCAGAAAAGUAAAACUAUACAGAAAAUAUUUACUUAUACAAAUGGCCAGUAUGGAUAAUUUGUCUUGUGUAAGGUUCGGCAAUAUUAACUGGCAAUACUGUUUUGCUUUUGAACAAUCAACUAGCAGUGGUAUAUUCUUCAUAAUUCAUAAACAUAAUUAUACUUCACUUUAGAUUAUUUUGUAUAGCGUGACAAUAUUAGUUAGAUUUAUUAUAUAUAUCAGGGUUUUUAUACUACUGUUUAUCUUUAGAUGGUUAGCUACAGUUUUAAUCUGUAUAGCGUACCUGUUAAAAACUAAUUUCAAUAUUUAUUACUGUCAACAUUUGUUUGGAAUGGUGGUCCAGUGGAUUAAUUUUACAAAAUGAACUUUAUUUUUGGUGUCCGACAUCACCAAAUAGACUGCUACGGUUACGUUAUUUCUAAGUCAUAUUUUAGCUUAUAGCCCAAAGAUAGUGCAAAUAUCCAGUUAGUUUGUAUUUGAUUACCUAUUUGUUGACUGAAAUCACAAUACCAUUGACUGAAGCUAUGAAAAGGUCUUUUCGAGUUGUAUUAUAUUUAUUGUGGUAAGGAUCUAUAAAACUAUGGUUAUAGUUUGAUUUUUGUUCGAGACUAUACCGUUUUACCCUUGAAUUUGAACACCGCAAUAAAAACCAAUUAAGAACCUACAGUAAUGUUUUAAGAUCCAACAAUUAGCAUUGAUACAUAUACUUUACAUCAUUUUCCAACCAAGCCAUUCACUGCCAAUCAAGUGAAUGAUUAAACUUAGUGAUUUAGCAUUACAGGGUUGAUUACAAGUACAAAUAACAUAUUAUUUAUCCAAACACCAUUAUAGACAAGCCUUGAUUUAUUUGGUCUACUACAGGUAUUUAACUAGCAUCAUAGUUGGGACCCUCUCCGAGGGCCAAUUUCAGGCAGCCCCUGUCCCUCCCCUAUUAGGGGUGACCCUAUUGUAAGGGAUCUACCACAAAGUGAGCUAAUGUAUUGAAACUCAAACUUAACCACUUGUUUUUAUUUGAAAAAAAAACCUUUUGUGCUCAAAACUGAUGAUGUUAUUUUACAGUUUUUGUGCACUUAAAAUUUUACUGCAAUUUUUUAAAUGCUAACAAUCCUUAGGCAGGGUACUAAAAAAUCAUAACCAUCAAUUCCUAGCUUCGCAACACAUUUUAGUUGCUAAUCCCUCCAUGGUUUAAUGCUGUGAUUUUGUAUAUACAGCUUGUAAUGUAAAUUGUAUAUUUUAGAGUUGAAUAUGUGUGCAAUAAUUAAUUCAGAUGUAUUUAUUGUUCUGAUUUGUGAAAGGUUGCUAUGUGAAUUUUACUGGAAUUUAUUGCUUUUGAGCUAGAUUUGUUUGCAUUUAAGUGUGGUGUAUGUGGAAUUGUUUGAAUUUAUGUGGAAAUUUAAUUUGUAAAUAAAAAAGACUAGAAGCAUUUUUAUUUGUGUAUACACGAUGCUAAUAAAAUGGACUAAAAAACUAUUAUAAAUGGUAACUAAAAUGAUAAAUUUGUUCAAUUUGUUUUACUGUAUUGUUUAUGAGUUCAAAAAAGUGAAAAUAUGUAAAUGAAAAUUUAUUUCCAAAAAAGUUUUUUAGGUACCCUAACGGUAAUCAAAUAUGUUUCAAUACGUAUUUACUUGUAAAGUAAUUUUUCGUAUAUGUGUAAAAUUGAUGUAUGUUAAAUAAAAAUUGCUGGUUGAUGUAAACAAUAUCAUCAACAUGCUAUAUUCAUGUUAAAUGUCAGCUAAAUCGAAUAAGUUACGUGUGGAAUAUGUUCACAGAUAUCAUAGGGUAGGUCAAAAGUACAAGCAUGAGAGACACCAAUCUUAAAAAAUUCCAAGAUGUUAAAUCACAUCAAAAUGUGAAAGAAAUUGUAUUUUGUUUUUAGGUUUUUGGGAGAAAGGUAGAAAAUCUACUAUCCCACUAAAAAAAUAUGAGAAUCCCUUAAGUAAGAAUUGUUUUAAUAGUAGUCAUAAUUCCUAAACAGUUUGAUUUUAUUUUUAGAUAACGAUUUAUUUUUAAAACUGUUGUAUUCUUUUUUAGUUCUAAUGUUUUGCUGAUACUGAAUCAUAUUGAUCGUGGUUAUUCUAGUUGUUAAAUUUGCAAAUAACUUGUACAGGUAUUAUAUCAUUGACUACAUUUGUUGCCUUUACACUUGCUGCUUGGCUAUGCAUUUAUUAUAUAUAUUGUUGAUUCUAAGUGUUAUUGUUUAAAAUGUAAAUGCUUUGAUGUUCUUGCUGUUAGAUUACCAGUUUAAUUAAGUCCCAGUUUUCCCCUUAUUUAUUGCUUCAGUGAAAAAGAAUGUGAAUCAAAUCUGUUUAUUUGAUCAAUCAAAUUGAAUCAAACUUGUUGUGUUGUAAAUAUGUGUAUAUAAGAAAUUUGAGACAAUUUAGUUUAAAUAGUUUUAAAUUAAUAAUCAGUUUCUUCUCAGUUUGUGUAUUCCAUGUCUUUCACCUUUUUUUAUAUUAUAUGAGUAAACGUAAUUAAUAUGAAUUUGAAAUAUGUUUGUUUAAUGAAGUGUAGAAGAAUUCCCCUGGUUCAAAGACACCAUUUUCCCAGUAAAAAAGUGAUUAAAAUUAAAUACAGGAUGUAAAUUUUAUUUAUUUUUUAAAAUUUUAAUUCUUUUCUUUUUCAAAAUUAAAUGUUUUGAUGAUUGGUUCAUAAUUUGCAUUAAAAAUUAUAAAAAAAUACAUGCACUUAUUUUUACAUGUCAGUAAAUGUGUUGAGCCCUGAAUAUUAAAUUAAAACAAGGAUUAUCGAAUGCUCCUCACAUUACCUUCCUAAGAAUAAUAAAAAACACCAACACAGGGCAAAUAAAGAGUACAGCAAAAAUUUACUGUUCUUAUAAGAAUUGGUUGUGUUUUAUCAUGCCCCUUAACUAUAAUAAUUCAUACUUUAUUGUCUAUCAUUUAAAAGUUAAUUUGUCGCCCCAAUUUUUUAAGGUCCAAACUGAUAAUUAAAAAGAGACGGAAAACAAAAAUUUUAAAAAUUAUCCACAUUUAGCUAUUGUAUAGGUUUAAUAUUCUACCUAGUAGAAUUAUGUAGCUGUAAAUAGCACAUAGCAUUUACUCACUGAAGCAAUAAACACUUUAUAGAAAUUAACAUUUCGAUAGGUGUAUAACAUAAACAUACUCGAUUGGUGUAUUGAUAUGGGAAAGCAUAAUAAAGUUCAACUUUGAAUCUGCUUAUUUCAAAGCUUGAAGUCAUUAAACUUGUGUUUAUUUUAUUCAGCUACAAAUUUGCAUUUAUAAAUUUCCCCAUGUUAAACUGUGUGACUUCAUGAAACUAUCAACAUCGAUGAUUUUUGCCGUCCUGGCUUUGGUCGCUCGCUGUUGUGAUUUCUUGUAAUCAAAUAAUUUUAGAAUUUACCUUUUACUGUUAGAAAACAGUUUUACCAUAAAGUAUACCCAAAGGAGCUUAUCAUAAGGUUUUAUUUUUGGUUUUACAUUUUAACUUUAAGCUUUGGCUGAUAAUUUGUUACAAAGGUAAUACAACAAUGACGAUACUUUCAAAGUACAAUAAUUUAUACCAAGUGUGUGCUAUUUUGACGUAAUUUCAAGUAAAUGUUUUGUACAAGGUUUGACUCUGUUUUCAAAAGUUUAUACUGUUUUGUAAAUUCCCCUUGAUUAUUGUGUAAACGUAAAGUAUACAAGACUGUAUUAUACAGAUUUUGAGGACUAUACACCAAUGUUUCGAUGGCCCCUUGCUUCCCUGUCUCUUCCCAUAUUGUUGUUGUUACAUAUCCUUUAUGUAUCAUCUUUCUCUGUGUGCUAAAUUCUGUUGUUUCUGUGGCAAUUCUGCUUUAAAAUAACUACAACACUUAGAACUGUUUUUAAAACGCAAAUUUUAUGCAUUUUUGUUCAGUUUAGAUUUGUUUAGAAAUAAAAUGGUAAAAUGUCAAAUGUUAAAUUUUUUUACUUUUCAAAGUAUUUUUUUUUAUAAUGGUUUAUAUACAUUUUUUUGUAGCUUAUUGAUUAUUUUAUUCAAUUUUCAAAAUGAAAUAUAACUGUUACGUUUAUAAUAUAACAAUGCAACUUAAGACCUGUACAUGAUGACCACACAAGCUGUAACAAUACUACAGACAUAGCCACAGCCACAGAAAUAACCGAUUAUGGAUACUAUAUCUUGCACAAUUCUAUAAGUGUAACAUUGUCAAGGCUUUCAGUUCCUUUUGUAUCAUAAGAGAUUUAGCAUUGUAAAUAAGCUGUUAGGAACCAGGUUUACAGUUUCAAAUCCAUGUGUGCUUUUAAAGAAACUAUAUGAAAUGUAUAUUUAGGUAAUUAAAGAGUGUUUGGUUUCAAAAACCAGUGAGAAGAAUGAAGGAUCCUUCAGUGCUCAGUCAAGAACCUAAUAUACAAAUAUAUCAGUAGUCAUAGCAAUUUAUUACCGUACAUUAUCUAUUUACAAUCAUUAAACAAUGUUCUUUAAUGUAUGUAACUCAGAGAACCUAUAGUUAGAGACCUUAAGGUUUAUAUUAAGCGUUUACUGAACAUAUUUUGUUUUUGUUGAAUUAUUUUUAAAGUGUUUUAAUUGUUGGGGAAUCAGCAAGAGCUGUGAAACCGACUAUUAAAUAAUUGC
Messenger RNA from Macrosteles quadrilineatus (aster leafhopper), 9251 nucleotides. Its product is annotated as ankyrin repeat and SAM domain-containing protein 1A-like. Gene Ontology annotation, molecular function: protein binding. The transcript has 20 exons. Bases 130 to 3891 code for a protein of 1253 amino acids. Gene Ontology annotation, cellular component: cytosol. The record is from RefSeq and is a predicted model, not a curated record. NCBI's taxonomy places the organism in Eukaryota, Metazoa, Arthropoda, Insecta, Hemiptera, Cicadellidae.